Molecule: messenger RNA, 1118 nt
Organism: Cryptomeria japonica (Japanese cedar)
Lineage: Eukaryota; Viridiplantae; Streptophyta; Pinopsida; Cupressales; Cupressaceae
Product: transcription factor MYB4
Exons: 3
Coding region: 4-1008 (334 amino acids)
Source: RefSeq, a predicted model, not a curated record
UCAAUGGGCCGAGCUUCCAAAGAUGAGAAAAUGGGACUUAAGAAAGGUCCCUGGUCUCCUGAGGAGGAUCAAUUGCUUAUUGAUUUUAUCCACAGAAAUGGCCAUAAUAAUUGGAUUGCGCUUCCCAAGCAAGCAGGGCUUCUUAGAUGUGGGAAAAGCUGUCGUCUACGGUGGAAUAAUUACCUUAGACCAGACAUCAAACGGGGGAAUUUUAGUUCAGAGGAGAAGCGAGCUAUCAUUAAACUUCACCAGAUUUUCGGCAACAGGUGGUCUGCCAUUGCCUCACGCCUGCCUGGAAGAACAGACAAUGAGAUAAAGAACGUCUGGAGAACUCACUUGCAGAAGCAUCAUCUCCAAAUGGCAAUCGAUCCAGUGACAAAUGCAGUAGCAACGAGUUCUACUUCACACAAUAAUUCCAAGUACAGUCACGUUUCAAUGGAGCCAAUGAAGAAGGAUGCGUUUGCAGACAAUUCAGUUAUAUCACAAACAAAAGCAUCUGUUGAUUCUCCUACCACGCUACCCUACUCGUCUGGCUCAUUCAACGAUUCACAGAGUUUGUCAAGCGAAGUUAUUUCAACAUUAGGUUGGAUUCGGUCCAACUGUAUAAAUUCCUUUGAUGUAGCAUUUGGGUACAAUCAUCAGCCACCAAAUGUUCAAGAUGAUAACAAACUUGAAGAGUUGUUAUUAGAUGAGAAAUUUAUCAUGGGAGAUCAGAAAUUGAAGGAAGAAGAAAGGUAUUUGCCGAGGGAAAGUGAGAAUGCAACUUCAAUUAUGACAUCUGAAGCAAACUGGGAGCACAGUUCAAACUUGCAGGUUUGUAAUUUGGUGUCUUCCUGUCGAGAAGAUGAUAACCUGAAUAGCAGAGAUGGUGAAGACACAAAUGCCCAUCAGCUGUGUAAUAUUGGCAUGGAGUGUAAUGAUUACUGGUUAAACUUUCUGCAGCAAGCUGGGUCGCUUCAGGCUGGUAGUUCUUUUUCUAUGCAUCACCACCAGGCCGGGUAUUUAUAAUUAACCAUGCCUGUCAACGAAAAACUUUGUUCAUGGUUACAAAUCUUAAUUGCAUUUCAUUUUAUAGUUCUAUUCGUAAAUAGAAGUGUUAACAUUGUUUUUGUGUUUAA